AUAACUAUGUAAAUGAAAGUUCUUUUUUGAAAGCAGUGAAGUCAAAGCGUGAUAUUGGUCUAUACAAGAAGUAUCAUCGGGAAAGAAUCCGUUGUCUCAAGAUCAUGGAUUCAUUAGUUGAGAAUGUGUCAAGAUCAGAAGGUGUUAUCACCAAUUUUUCGUACACACCAAACUUAACAUUCGAAGACACAACCAUAUUUUCGAAUAUCUCAACAACAUCCAACAGCAUUCUUGACUACGUUAAUAUGGUUUCCAUACCGAUAUGCUUGAUAACUGGUGUUCUUGGCAAUACAAUAACAAUUAUUUUGAUGAACACGAAGACCUUUUCCCAUUUUGCUUCGAAAUACUUCUUAAUUGGAUUGGCUAUUGCAGACACGAGUGUGCUCUUGACUCAGCCGUUCAAAAAUAUGUUCGUAAUUAGAUAUUUUGGCGUUGACCUGCGUGCGCUUUCGACCAUUGGCUGCAAAUUUUAUUUUUGUGUUCAUAGAGCUGGAAAGAUGAUGUCAUCGUGGUUUGUAGUUUAUAUGGCACUAGAGCGAUUAGCAGCUGUUAGAUUUCCCCUCAAGGUGAAGAUCUGGUUUUCAAAACGAAAUACAUUAAUCGGAGUCGGACUGAUGAUGCUUCUAAUCAUUGGAUUCACAGCUGGUUACUCGUAUUGUACUAAAAUAGACCAAAAUAAUAUCUGUAACCCGGAUGUAUAUGACAGGAACGAUUCUAGCGCUGUCAUGUUGUAUAGACAAAUGCUCAACACUGGUGUCACGCUUUAUUUCAUUGGACCCUUAGUGAUUCUUCUUAUCGCCACACCAACCAUUAUAAUUAGUCUGAUCAAGCAUGAACACGACAAAGCAAAGCUGUCACAGUUUAAUGCGAAGAACGCAUUAGCCAGACCAACAGCCAUGUUAUUAUCUGUAAUGUUUGCGUACAUAAUUUUCGUCACACCAAUAGGUGUCGUGCGCAUUAUUGUCAAUUACCAUGGAGUCAACCUGUUUGCGGUUAAAAUGACUUGGUUUUCAACUUUCAGGGAUAUAAGCCAUUUUCUUGAAUUGAUCAACUAUUCCAUUAACUUUUUUCUUUACGCUUGUACAUCAAGGCAAUUCCGUCGGUGUUUAACUUUACUUCUAUGCACAAAAAAAAUCACCAAUCGUCAACCAGACGGCAGUUCUACUGGUUCUAAAUCUAGAUCUAAAACUGGGGCCUGGUUUUCGAAAAUAUCUUCUGACUAAGACAUGACUAAAAUGAUUAUAUGACAUAUUAUGGUCGUAAGAUAUAUUUUUGAAAGUGUCACACAAGUUACAAUAUUUAAUAACUUUGUUGUAAACUUAAGACCACUGGCGACAUGUUUUAUGAUAAUCUUAUGAUUGCCAUAAAAGAAACACAUUUUUUUUUGUAUUGCCUAGGCUGCCCAUCUUCGCUAAGCAAGGGUUAAGAUCCACGAUCGCAACCCUUGGCUAGCGAAGAUGAGGCUGCCAAAUAGGCAUUAGUUAUUCCUCACCACUUCGUCAAUUGAAAUCUGAAUGGCAUUCGACGUAAAAGUCGGACUCCUUUUCUUCUCUUGAUUGUGCAUGAUAAAUAUAUCUUAUUUUAUCCUUUUAUAUAUAUAUAUGUUCCAGACCGUAUGAGUAUUUGGACC
Messenger RNA from Mytilus trossulus (common blue mussel), 1630 nucleotides. RefSeq names its product somatostatin receptor type 2-like. Gene Ontology annotation, cellular component: plasma membrane. Bases 105 to 1223 code for a protein of 372 amino acids. Gene Ontology annotation, molecular function: G protein-coupled receptor activity. Lineage: Eukaryota; Metazoa; Mollusca; Bivalvia; Mytilida; Mytilidae. The transcript is spliced from 2 exons. Gene Ontology annotation, biological process: G protein-coupled receptor signaling pathway. The record is from RefSeq and is a predicted model, not a curated record.